AUGCUCACGCCCCUUCCAGUGCACAACGGCGAUGUCGACCUCACUCGCGAGCUCACCCCGGCCGAGCGCAUUAUCCGUACCUUUUGCGUGCGCGCGUCCGGCGAAUCCGGGCGGUCGGGCAUCCACCCGAUGAUCUUUCUCCGCAACGUCUUCCGGUCGGCCAGCUGGGCCUCGCGCAUCGUCAACGUGCUGUGGCCCGUCGUGCCGGCCGCCAUCGCGGUCCGCUACGCCAUGCCGGACAACCACCUGGUCAUCUUCAUCCUCAGCUACCUGGCCAUGGUGCCGUGCGCCAACCUGAUCGGGUACGCCGGCCAGGAGCUGGCUCGCAAGCUUCCCCACGUGUUGGGGGUGGUGAUCGAGACAAUGUUGGGAGGCGUGGUCGAGCUGAUCAUAUUCAUCGUCCUGAUCAAGCGGCCUGCGACCAACGACGUCAAUUACAUCCAGGUCAUCCAGGCCGCCAUUCUGGGGUCGGUGCUGGCGACCAUGCUGCUGUGCCUCGGGCUGUGCUUCGUCGCGGCCGGCCUGAAGCGGAACGAGACUCACUUCAGCGAGGCGGUCAGCGAGGCCGGAAGCGCGUUGCUCUGGACGGCAGGCUUCGGCCUGGCGAUUCCCACCGUGUUUGAGCACUCCCUCCGCGGCACGAUCCCGCAGGAGGAGCUCGUCGACAAAGCGAUCGAGAUCUCGCGCAGCACCGCCGUCCUGCUCCUGGUCGCGUACGUCAUCUACGUCUUCUUCCAGGUGCGCACCCACCACGGCAUCUACGACGCCGUCUUCGUCGCCGACGAGGAGCGCCACGCGCGCAAGCGCCCCUCGCCCGUGCACCACCGCCUGACCUUCACCGAGUGCUCCCUCGCGCUGGCCGUCGCCAUCGCGCUCGUCACCCUCAUCGCCAUCGCCCUCGUCGACCAGAUCCACUACCUGGUCGAGGGCCGCCACGUGUCGGACGCCUUCGUCGGCCUCAUCCUCGUGCCGCUCGUCGAGAAGGCGGCCGAGCACCUGACGGCCGUCAACGAGGCCUACGCGAACCAGAUGAACUUUGCCCUCUCCCACGUGCUCGGCGCCACCCUGCAGACCGCCCUCUUCAACGCCCCGCUGAUCGUCAUCGUCGGCUGGGCGCUCGACAAGCCCAUGGGGCUCAACUUCGAGGUCUUCGACGUCGCCGUCCUGCUGCUCGCCAUCAUCGCCCUCGGCAACUUCCUGCGCGACCAAAAGACAAACUACCUCGAGGGCUCGCUGUGCGUGCUCGUCUACAUCGCCAUUGCCGUCGCCGCCCUCUACUACCCGAAUCCGCACCUCAUCGCCGCGGCGGAAGCGGCGGCUGGCAGUCCUGCCACCGCUGGUGAAGGCGGUGCUAGUGGUAGUGGCGGCGGCGGUGGGCAUCGCUAA
Thermothelomyces thermophilus ATCC 42464 is the source of this 1386-nucleotide messenger RNA. RefSeq lists its product as uncharacterized. The record is from RefSeq and is a predicted model, not a curated record. Gene Ontology annotation, cellular component: fungal-type vacuole membrane. Gene Ontology annotation, molecular function: calcium:proton antiporter activity. The transcript is spliced from 3 exons. Bases 1 to 1386 code for a protein of 461 amino acids. Lineage: Eukaryota; Fungi; Ascomycota; Sordariomycetes; Sordariales; Chaetomiaceae. Gene Ontology annotation, biological process: intracellular calcium ion homeostasis; calcium ion transmembrane transport.